Messenger RNA from Fulmarus glacialis (Northern fulmar), 1576 nucleotides. It is a transcript of the gene KIZ, whose product is annotated as kizuna centrosomal protein. The annotation marks the transcript as partial. The record is from RefSeq and is a predicted model, not a curated record. The transcript is spliced from 10 exons. Gene Ontology annotation, cellular component: centrosome. Lineage: Eukaryota; Metazoa; Chordata; Aves; Procellariiformes; Procellariidae. Gene Ontology annotation, biological process: spindle organization.
AUGGAAUACAGAAAGUCUGAUGCAUACCUAAUGAAACUAAAAUACAUGAAGCUGAAAAAAUACUUGAAAGAAAUAGAUGAACGACAAAAAGGAGCUCUUCUGCGAAACCAGACCUUUUUAAAGGAAUUCGACCAAUUUGAAGCUCAUAUGAAAAUUUCAAGUUCAGAGAUGAUUCAGAAGAUGGAAGCAUGGUACGGAAGAGAAAUUAAAAGUGUGUUAUCACUUCAAGAGGGUAACUUGUCAGCAGAAGGUGCCAAGGAAGAAGAAUACGACGAGCAGAUGUUGCAUGUUGGAAGACAGGCAGGAAUUAGCACGGGGGCAGCCGUGCCAAGAGGACUGUAUCAUCCAGCAACAGUCUUUAUGGACCGCCACACAUCAGCCGUCUCGGCCGCCGGAGGUUUGGGCGUGCGGCAGAAACCCACCCAGCCCACAGAGAGCCACUCGGCACCCGACCCACCUUUGUGCUCUCCAUCACUGGAAGGAAUUGGUCCAGAGAGCGCUGAUUUAGAGCGUGAUGGAUCAGUGCAGGGAGCAGUGAGACGCGGGGACCUGGCAGCUGGUGAGGAAGGCUCCGAGCAGCUCAUCUCCUCAGCAUCUGAUCCCAAACCAGCUGCCCCUGAGGAGGAACGGCCGCGGGGAAGCGUCCCAGGACCAAAGCCUCCCCUGAGUAACUGGUGGACUUGUAAGGAGGCAAGCUGGGAGGGCAGCGAUGAGCUCCCAGUCCCCGCAAGCCCUGAGGAGGUGAUGCCGAGCACCCCCGACGUGCCGCAGGGAACGGCCUCACCAGCAGACGGCUGGGAGUGGGGCAGGGAUGCCCACACUGCGGAGGGCUCCCUGCUGCAACCACCAAGCCCUCCCGCAGCGCAGGAGGAGCCCUCGGUCAGCUCGGCACCAGGCGGGCACCGCGGGAUGCUAGCGGGACUCUCCCGCGCGCUGCAGUUGAUAGAAGACGUGGUGGUGAGGACGAGCCCCCAGCACCGGGCGCUGUACCAGGGCGAGCACGUGGGGACGAUGGGGACGGCGGAGCUGCUCAGCUUUUGUAAUCGGACCAGCAGUUUGAAAGAAGAUGACCUUGAAGAAUGCGAAGCAGUCGUCCUUCAUCAGCUUCGGGCUUUAUUACAGAGCAUGUUGAAUGGAUGCCUCCUACCUGAGAAAACACUCGAUGCUAAAGGUAGAGCAGUGGAUGAAAAGCAAACCAGGCCAGACCCGCAGUGGGACGUGGACAUGCUGCAGACCUGCUUGAGCAACCAUGCCUUGUUCUUGAAAACGCACCAGGUUCAGCUCACUGAAGAAGUGGCGGAGAUGUUUGAAAGCCUGCUGCUUUCCAGCAAGAAGGCGCAGGACAGCCAGGCUCUACCGGUGUUGAGAGAGGCCCUUCCAGAAGGGUGUGGGGAUAGGUCAUCUAUUCGGAGUAAUGAGUCAUCUUACAGCUUGCCAUCGAUUCCAAACGACGGCGGGGAAAUAAAGCAAGCAAAACAUGCUCCCUGGCUCGCCGGCACGGGAGAACAAGAAGUCACAAGCUGGUGUGAAGAUGAGAGCAAGGAAGAAAGCGCGGUCAAAGAGAUUCCUAUUACAG